This is a messenger RNA of Ricinus communis (castor bean), 3010 nucleotides long. RefSeq names its product pentatricopeptide repeat-containing protein At1g76280. Bases 422 to 2698 code for a protein of 758 amino acids. The transcript has 14 exons. The record is from RefSeq and is a predicted model, not a curated record. NCBI's taxonomy places the organism in Eukaryota, Viridiplantae, Streptophyta, Magnoliopsida, Malpighiales, Euphorbiaceae. Gene Ontology annotation, molecular function: protein binding.
CAUCAAAGUCCCGUCUCCUCUUCAUCAAAGUCACUGUUCGCUUCCUUUUGUAUAUAUUACUAAACAAAAGUAUAAAACUUCUUCACCAAAAAACAAGGGAAGAAAAUAAAAUAAUGGGUUUAUUAAGUUGUGCCUGUAGCAUGCUGAAGAAGAUUGUCUAAAAGAAUGCAAAGACCUCCGGGGAGAGUUCCUUUGUGGUCAAUAGCGGAUUCAUUUCUUAGAUCAAAUUCGAUUAAAUACAUAAUUACCGAUAAUAUGACAGGGACAAAGAAAUGUAGCUGGUGACGCAGGAUUUUGUCGAAGUAUUGCCACUUCAACUGGUGAUAUCAUUUUGGGGUAUGGAGAGGAAUCAACUGUAAAGUCCAUUCAGAAGCAAAUACUUGAUGCACUUAACCUGGGUGAGAGAGGCAGAGCAUCUAAUAUGCUUUCAGAUCUUGGUCAUGCAAACAAUCUAUUAAGACCUAAUGACUUUGUUGAUAUUCUUAGAUACUGUGCAAGAUCACCUGAUCCGUUGUUUGCCAUGGAGACUUGGAGAAUAAUGGAGGAAAAAGAGAUUGGCUUCAAUAACAUAUCCUGCUUGCUUAUGGUGCGAGCCCUUUGUAAAGGGGGUUAUUUGGAGGAGGCAUAUAAUCUCAUUAAUUUUAUUGGAGAAAAGCAUGGCAUGAAUCCUAGUCUGGCUGUGUAUAAUAGUUUCUUGGGAGCUUGCUCAAAAAUGCGCAACCUCAUUCUUGCCAAUAAAUGUUUGGAUCUGAUGGCACACCGAAUGUCUGGGAAGAAUGAAAUUACAUACAUGCAGCUUCUCAAGCUUGCAGUUUGGCAGCAAAACCUCUCUGCAGUCCAUGAAAUUUUGAAGGACUAUACCAAAUUGUAUAGCCCAAGUAUUUUGUCUUUGCAAAAUUUUAUUGAGUCCUUCACAAGGUUGGGAGAUUUAAAUUCUGCAUAUGAAACAUUGCAACAUAUGGUGUCUUUAGCCCUUCGAGGAAACACUUCCAUUGGUAGCACUGUUGAAGGAUGGCUGUAUUCUUCGAGAUUGGACAUUCCUAUACCUUCUAAUGUUGAAUUAGGCUUGCAGAGAUUUGGCUUGAAGGAGAAAAAUCAACAGUUUGUUCCUCUAAAAGCAGAUGAUGCUACUAAUAGUAUAGAGCAGAGCAUGAUCUCUAACCUUGGAAAAGAAGCUGAGAGAGCUGGAGUGGAUGAAACUAGAAGCCUUGCUACUAUGAAGGUCCUGAAGUCAUCUUUUGGUGAUGUAAUACAUGCAUGUUCACAAACUCGAAAUGCCAGACUAGCGGAGCAGUUAAUGCUGCAGAUGCAAAAGCUUGGGGUGCAGCCUUCAAGCCAUACUUAUGAUGGUUAUGUUAGAGCUGUUGUGUACAUGUGUAAGGGACAUAUGAGUAAAGGCAUGGAAGUGUUGAAGAUAAUGCAACAGAGAGAUUUGAAACCAUACAACUCAACCCUUGCAACUCUUUCAGUUGUUUGCAGCAAGAAUUUAGAACUGGAUUUGGCAGAGGCUUUACUUGAUCAACUUUCAAAUUAUCAAGAUCCAUAUCCAUUUAAUGCAUUUCUAAGAGCAUGUAAUGUUACGGAUCGACCAGAACGUGCUAUUAGAAUAUGGGCUAAAAUGAAACAAUUAUAUGUCCAGCCAGAUAUCAGGACAUAUGAGCUGUUGUUUUCAUUGUUUGGUAAUGUCAAUGCUCCAUACGAAUAUGGCACUAUGUUCUCUCAGGUAGAUUGUGCUAAAAGAAUAAAUGCUAUUGAGAUGGAUAUGGUGAAAAAUGGGGUUCGGCACAAUCAUUUAUCAAUGAAGAACUUGCUGAAAGCUCUUGGAGCGGAAGGGAUGAUAAGAGAGCUCAUACACUAUUUGCACAAGGAAGAAGACCUUUUCUGUCACAAUAAUAUUUAUUUUGGAACACCCAUCUGCAAUACAGUGUUGCAUUCACUUGUUGAGGCUGGAGAAAGUUACUUGGCGCUUCAAAUGUUCAAAAAUAUGAAAUCAAGUGGUUUUAGGCUAAAUGCUGCAACUUAUACUAUGAUGAUUGAUUGGUGUAGCAGUAUUCAAUGUUAUAAGACUGCUUGUGCACUAGUUUCCAUGAUGUUGCGUGAUGGGUUUUAUCCGCAGACAGAAACUUACACUGCUUUGAUAAAGGUUUUGAUGGAAGACGGAAAUUUUGAGGCAGCCUUGAAUCUUUUGGAUCAAGGGAGCUCAGAAGGGAUUCAACCUGAUGUAUUGUUGUACAAUACUAUUAUUAGAAAAGCAAUGCUCGAGAGAAGGAUCGAUGUUAUUGAGCUUAUUGUCGAGCAGAUGCACCGAGAAAACAUCAAACCAGAUUCAGUGACUUGCAAUUAUGUGUUCUCUACAUAUGUGGAAUGUGGUUUUCAUAACACAGCUAUGGAAGCUUUACAGGUUUUAAGCUUGUGGAUGAUUGAAGAGGAGGAGGAUUCUCUUCAACAAAAAAGGGCAGAAUUGGAGGAAGAUUUCAUUUAUUCCGAAGAUCAGGAAGCCGAGUCGCGAAUACUCGAGUAUUUUGUAGGGUGCAGGGAGAAUAUAGCAGUUAGCCUCUUGAAUUUAAGAUGGUGUGCCAUUCUUGGGUACCCAAUUUCUUGGUCUCCAAAUGAAACCUUAUGGGCAAGAAGACUUUCCACUAACUACUGUACCAGAAAGGAAGAAUUGAAAGGCAAGAGAUUUACAAACAUAAACUGAUGCUUCUUCAUAUCCACUUGGUCCAAUACAUGGAUCCUAGUCACCUUGGCGACGAAGGUGAGUUGUUGCAAUUUCGCUUCUCUGGUCUAUUUAGAACAAUUUUCGAUCUUCAGAUCUCGACAAAGUUGUACUUUGGUUAGAGUUGACAAUGAAGCUGGGGGUUGUUUGUAGUUGCAUAGCAUUUAGGGAUAAGGGUAUAAUUACUCCAGAUGUAAACAGUUCUGUUACUGCUAGACAGCAGUAUAAUUUCAUUAUUUACCUGACACUGAAUAAAAGAAAAAAAGGCGCCAAUCAGGAAAUCUCGACAUUGAA